UUGAACGGAGUGUCUUGUUAUGCAACUUGUGAUCCACGACUUAAAGAAUUCUCUGUCGUUCACAUUGUUAAUUGAGAUUUAAACUCUCAUAGAUCAACCAGAAGCCAUCACCAUGGCCAAGCCUUUAACAAGGUUACACACAAAUGGAUUGCAAGGAGGGCAGUUACACUCGUUAUGUCGAGCUUUGGUUAGCACAAGGUUGUCUUCCACAGCGGCUACUCCAUCACAGACCAAAACCUCCUUUGGAAACUUAAAGGACGAGGACCGUAUCUUUACAAACUUGUACGGUCGCCAUGAUUGGAAGUUGUCAGGAGCACGUAAAAGGGGUGACUGGUAUAAGACAAAAGAAAUCAUACUGAAAGGGCAGGACUGGAUCAUCAAAGAAAUCAGCAAAUCUGGAUUACGAGGACGUGGAGGGGCAGGUUUUCCAACUGGCAUGAAGUGGGGGUUUAUGAACAAACCAGGAGAUGGAAGACCCAAGUACCUUGUUGUAAAUGCUGAUGAGGGAGAACCAGGGACAUGUAAAGACAGAGAGAUUAUGAGGCAUGAUCCACACAAACUUAUUGAAGGUUGUCUGGUGGCUGGUGCAGGCAUGGGUGCUAGAGCUGCUUACAUUUACAUCAGAGGGGAAUUCUACAAUGAAGCAUCCAACAUGCAGUUGGCAAUUAAUGAAGCUUAUAAUGAGGGACUGAUUGGAAAAAAUGCUUGUGGCAGUGGAUAUGAUUUUGAUGUUUACAUGCACAGAGGAGCAGGGGCAUACAUCUGUGGAGAGGAAACGGCGCUGAUUGAAAGUUUAGAAGGAAAACAAGGCAAACCCCGAUUGAAGCCUCCUUUCCCUGCAGAUGUUGGAGUAUUUGGCUGCCCAACGACUGUGGCGAAUGUGGAAACUGUUGCUGUGGCACCGGCCAUUUGCAGGAGAGGAGGUGACUGGUUUUCUUCAUUUGGUCGACCAAGAAACACUGGAACCAAGUUAUUCAACAUAUCUGGCCAGGUAAAUAAUCCAUGUACUGUUGAAGAGGAGAUGUCUGUUCCCUUAAAGCUGCUCAUUGAAAAGCACGCCGGAGGAGUACUUGGUGGCUGGGACAACCUGUUAGCUGUUAUACCCGGCGGCUCAUCAACUCCGCUUAUUCCGAAAAGUGUGUGUGAAGAUGUACUGAUGGACUUUGAUGCCUUAGUUGAGGCACAGACUGGUUUGGGAACGGCUGCCAUUAUCGUGAUGAACAAGCAGUGUGAUCUCAUCCUUGCCAUUGCUCGACUGAUUGAGUUUUACAAGCACGAGAGCUGUGGCCAGUGCACACCCUGCAGAGAAGGCUGUAGUUGGAUGACUACCAUCAUGUACAGAUUUGUUGAGGGGAAAGCAACACCAGAUGAGAUUGAUAUGUUGUGGGAGCUGAGUAAACAGAUUGAAGGACAUACAAUCUGUGCAUUGGGUGACGGUGCUGCCUGGCCAGUGCAGGGAUUGAUUCGUCACUUUAGGCCGAUGCUGGAAGAGAGAAUGGCAGAAUACGCCGCCAAACAAGAGAAAGGCUCUACAGCAGCUUGAAAAUACAGACUAAAGACUUGUGUACAGAUUAUCAAAUCGGCGAGUUUCGUAGACUCUUAAAUUGACCUUGAGAAAAACCCAACAAUUUGACUGCUUUUUUUUUUACUUUUUGAAUACUUGUUCAUUAAAAGUGUGAGAUAGUACAUCAAAACUGUAAAUGUUUAUUGGGUCAUAAGGGCCAUCCUUUUUAUUUCGAUGAAAAGCGCAAGAUUACUUGUUAAUGAGAUGAACACUCCUUUUUUUGUGUCGAAUUUCUGCUGGUUUUGUCCAGAUUGGUAUACAAUCCACUCCCAAUUUUAAAUGACUGGUAAAUAAAAGGACGUAAUAAAACGAAAGUUUGAAAGA
Messenger RNA from Pocillopora verrucosa, 1888 nucleotides. Its product is annotated as NADH dehydrogenase [ubiquinone] flavoprotein 1, mitochondrial-like. Gene Ontology annotation, biological process: mitochondrial electron transport, NADH to ubiquinone. Gene Ontology annotation, molecular function: NAD binding; FMN binding; 4 iron, 4 sulfur cluster binding. NCBI's taxonomy places the organism in Eukaryota, Metazoa, Cnidaria, Anthozoa, Scleractinia, Pocilloporidae. The record is from RefSeq and is a predicted model, not a curated record.